GGAAAUCGAAACAGGUAUCGAUGAGUGUGUCAAAAUGUGUUAUCAUUUCACUGUAAUAUAUGCUGUGUGUUGAUGGUUUCGUGCGGGUGAUGAAACAUAUUUUAUAAUGGACUUCGGACCCGUGUCAAAGCAGACCAACUCCUCUACAAAACAACGCCAUCGACAAACAACAUAGAGAUGUAGUAUCUACUAUACAAAGUCACAUCGUUGUAUACGCCUAGCCUGUUUCUCGAAGGUUAUUCAUAGAAACGAGCGACUUCACCUCAAUUAUCCAUCUAAGAAAUUGGAAUUUUCGCUAUUGAUUUUCUUCUGUACUCCCUCCGACGAUCGAUAUAAUCUGUUUUAACAUUUAGUUGUGUAUGGUGAUAUAGAAAACUACCGGUAUGGGCGAAAAACCAGUUCACCCUAAUAGUGGGAAACAUACUCCCCAGCGCCGACGUCAACGGACAGGGGCUCCUCCUGGCGUCGAGGUCAGCUUAUGUACCAAGUACUGUAUGUUUUUCAUGAACGUUCUGUUUUGGGUCCUGGGUGCUGCCAUUUUGGGCUUCGGGAUCUGGGGCUUAAUUGCGAAGAAUGGUGGCAUAGUGGAUGCCAUUGCUGAAGACCAACAGGUGAAAUUGGACCCGAUGUGGAUGUUUGUGUUUGUCGGCGGAUUGAUAUUCACGCUCGCUUUCUUUGGGUGCAUCGGUGCCUUGCGAGAGAACACGUGUAUGCUGAAAUUCUUUGCGUACUCCGUCAUCUUAAUAUUUCUGUUGGAAAUUACUGCAGGGGUGCUUGGUUACAUUUAUCAGGAUAGAUUAGUGAAUAUUCUGGAAACCUACGUAAACAAAACUAUUUUAGCAUACUAUGACGAUGCUGACACCCAAUAUUUAGCAGACGAAAUGCACCAGGGACUAAAGUGCUGUGGAAUACACGAGCCUAGCGAUUGGGAGGCCAAUAUGUAUUUUACUUGUGAUGGACCCGCAGCGACAGAGUGUAGCGUGCCGUAUUCUUGCUGCAAGCCUGUAGACGGUGUAGUUAACUACCAGUGUGGUUACGGUGUGUUGGAACUAACACCAGGCGAACAGGAAGAUAUUAUAUAUACCAACGGAUGUGCCGACGAGUUAAAAGAUUGGUUCCAAACUAACAUUAUUUUCAUCAGUAUAGCAGGAGGGUUGCUGAUGAUUUUGCAGUGUAUUUUUAUUUGUCUGGCGAAGGGGAUGAUCAACGAUAUUGAAGCAGUGAAAUCGUAUUGGUAGUGGUAGCACUGAUCGCAUCGCGGAGGAUCCAGGAGCCCGGGAGUACCCUCCUCUCUACACCAUACAAUUUUAUUACUCGGCAAAAACCAUACACAUCUACAAACACAAAUAACACUUGCUUGCAUGCAGUGUUGAGUUUCGUCAGAUGGUUAUGACAAACACAAAUUGGAGGAUAAAAAUAAGAUAAAUUUGGAUAGCAGAUCAACACUAAAGCUAUAGAGAUAGCCAUUAUGAUUAUUUUUAGUUCCGAAUGAUCGUUUACGUAACCUUUCUUUAUAAAUGGCAUUAGCAGAAUCAACUUUUUGCAAUUGUACCGUAAUGUAUCUAACGUGACAUUCACUGAAAGUCGCAGUCUGCUUUUAAAGCUUCGAAUAUAAAAAAUGUGCAUAGGAAAUGUUCGGACAGAAACAUAAUGGAGAAUAAUAUCAAUGUAUAUAAUUAUAACGUACCGUAAAUCGUUCAAUCCUAUAUUUAUAAGAAUUAUAAAAUUGUACUGACAAACUGCUUUUUAAUCACUUUCAAAUUGAACAGUAUUUACGUAAUUAACAUUUUGUAUAUUUUCGUCAUAAACAGAGUCUUGUAGAUUUAAAUUUAAAGUAUUUCAGAAUGUGUAUAUUAGGUCUUACACCGUUAAUGUGUAUGCCUAUCCACACACAAUUCAAUUUCCAAUAUAAAUUAUUAUUUCGUAUGUUGAUAUAUUUUCUUUUUUAAUUCUAUUUUUUGUAAGAUUUAUACAUUUCAAUAUACUAGAUAUCUGUUCACAAUGUAAUAUAUAUUUAUAUAGGAUAAUUGUAUAACUGUGAAUACAGUCGGAUCACUCCGUUGUCAAACUACAGUAUUAUACAGUAAUAUACGAGGGGUUUUUUUUUUGCCCUACUUAACAUAUUAUCAUACCGAAUAACUCAGUAGGAGUCGGGUGGGUAUCGAACCCAUCGGACCUCCAGAUAACUAACCUAGUGUCAUAACCACUAGACCACCGAGCUUGCGCUUAGUGACUAGCAUUGAAUUCGAUCCCCGGCAAGUAGCAGCGGGUACUGCAAAUGCUAUUUCGACCUCCCCUCCUCAGCAUUACUGAUUUAUAAACACUAUGUACAAGUUGGCAUAUCUAUUAGUGAUUAGUUUUAACCAAUCACUAACUUGUACAUAGUGUUUGUAAAUCAGACAUGCUGAGGACCUGAGUACAAGUAAAUAUUCAAGUUGAAAUAAAAUUGUGCUCUAAAAGUCU
Messenger RNA from Anneissia japonica, 2463 nucleotides. RefSeq names its product tetraspanin-17-like. Gene Ontology annotation, biological process: regulation of vascular endothelial growth factor signaling pathway; protein localization to plasma membrane; protein maturation. NCBI's taxonomy places the organism in Eukaryota, Metazoa, Echinodermata, Crinoidea, Comatulida, Comatulidae. The record is from RefSeq and is a predicted model, not a curated record. Bases 384 to 1238 code for a protein of 284 amino acids. The transcript is spliced from 4 exons. Gene Ontology annotation, cellular component: membrane.